GGGCUGACGGCUCAACAUGGCGAGGGCCGUCCCAGGCCAGAGGAAAGCCAGAGGGCAGAGUCUCCUGGGGUGAGGGAGAGCCCCCUAGGACCUCUGGAGAGAAGCAGCUCCUUGGAGUUCUCCAGCUGGGAGAAGAUGCCCUUCCACCAUGUCACAGCUGGCUUGUUGUACAAAGGAAACUACCUGAACCGCUCCAUCUCGGCUGGCAGCGACAGCGAACAGUUGGCCAACAUCUCGGUGGAGGAGCUCGAUGAAAUUCGUGAAGCUUUCAGAGUGUUGGAUCGUGAUGGCAAUGGCUUCAUCUCAAAACAGGAGCUGGGGAUGGCGAUGCGCUCUUUGGGCUACAUGCCUAGUGAAGUGGAAUUAGCGAUUAUCAUGCAACGCCUUGACAUGGAUGGAGAUGGUCAAGUUGAUUUUGAUGAAUUCAUGACAAUCCUUGGUCCAAAACUGGUGUCAUCGGAAGGGCGGGAUGGUUUUCUGGGAAACACAAUUGACAGCAUAUUCUGGCAGUUUGACAUGCAACGGAUAACAUUGGAAGAGCUAAAACACAUCCUCUACCAUGCAUUUCGGGAUCACCUUACAAUGAAAGACAUUGAAAACAUCAUCAUCAAUGAAGAAGAGAGUUUAAAUGAGAACUCUGGCAAUUGCCAAACAGAAUUUGAAGUGCAUUCCCAGAAACAGAACAGACAGACGUGUGUACGGAAGAGCUUAAUAUGUGCUUUUGCUAUGGCCUUUAUUAUCAGCGUCAUGUUAAUUGCAGCCAAUCAGAUCCUCCGAAGUGGCAUGGAGUAGCCAUAACACUGUGAAUCAAAACUAUCCAUGCAUGCGCAUGCCGCCAGGUGAUCUUUCUCCCUAAUCAACUUUAAAUGGGCAAAAUUGAAACCCACACAUGAGCGAGAGAGACAGCAAAGAAGAAUGGACCAGGAAAGGACCUAAGGCACACGAUGUCUUGUAAAUCAACUCUAUUCUCCUUGGCAGGGACAUACAAGGGCUGACUUAAUGCUUUAACGGUUUUUUUGUUUCUUAAUGCAAUAAAAAAAAAACCUGUAA
Messenger RNA from Heteronotia binoei (common prickly gecko), 1050 nucleotides. RefSeq names its product calneuron 1 (gene CALN1). Gene Ontology annotation, molecular function: calcium ion binding. The record is from RefSeq and is a predicted model, not a curated record. The transcript has 6 exons. The coding region runs from base 136 to 792 and encodes 218 amino acids. Lineage: Eukaryota; Metazoa; Chordata; Lepidosauria; Squamata; Gekkonidae.